This is a messenger RNA of Lates calcarifer (barramundi perch), 6343 nucleotides long. Its product is annotated as transcriptional regulator ATRX. Gene Ontology annotation, molecular function: ATP hydrolysis activity; ATP-dependent chromatin remodeler activity; ATP binding. The transcript is spliced from 35 exons. Gene Ontology annotation, cellular component: nucleus. NCBI's taxonomy places the organism in Eukaryota, Metazoa, Chordata, Actinopteri, Centropomidae. Bases 132 to 5852 code for a protein of 1906 amino acids. The record is from RefSeq and is a predicted model, not a curated record.
UUUACCUCGUUACAGCUUUGCUUGUGAUGGGAUGUGGAGCCCAGAUUGAGCGCCAUAUUUUUACCAGGUUAUUUUGGCAUCAUGAAACGAUAAGAACUUGAACGACUUCAGUUGUUCACCUGCUUCGCGAUAUGUCUGCAGCGAUGCCCAGCACCACUACCAACAAGCUGAAUGUAUUGGUCAACAAGCUGCACGAGUUCUUGGCUCAUUCCACUGUUGAGGACAGCAAUGGCGCACGAGCCUCAGAGGAUGCUGAUGGUCUGUCAAACCGGAGCUGUUCCUUGGGACACUCAGCAGGUCAUACUGCAGCAGAGGCAGGAGUGGAUACCAGAUACUCAAGGAGAAAACCCUCUGUUGUCAUAAAGCACUCUGGACUGGAUGAAUCUGGCGAUUCAAACGCAAGUGAGGACUUGGAUUUACCAGUCAAUGCAAAUGGUCACCUUGAUAUCACUAGACUGCCUAAAGGCACUGUAUUGGUCAGGCCUGAACCUGUUGAUAAUGGAAGAGAUGACUUCAGGGGUCCUGAGUUUCGCAGCCGGAAAUCCAGCGUACUGCGGAAAGAGUUCUCGAGAAGACGUGGAGGAGUCGAACACAUGGGAAUUGUCAGUUGCACCGCAUGUGGCCGACAGGUUAACCACUUCCAGAGGGAUUCCUUCUACCGGCAUCCAGUUCUGAAAGUACUUAUUUGCAAGUCCUGCUACAAGUAUUACUCAAGUGACGACAUCAGCAAGGAUGGAGAUGGAAUGGAUGAGCAGUGCAGAUGGUGUGCUGAAGGAGGCAACUUGAUCUGCUGUGACUUCUGUAGUAAUGCCUUCUGCAAGAAGUGUAUUCUAAGAAAUUUGGGAAGGAAGGAGCUUUCUGGCAUCUUAGAGAGCAAGUGGUACUGCUACGUGUGCAGCCCGGAGCCCCUUUUCGACCUGGUGAUGGCUUGUGACAAUGUCCUCGAGAAUAUGGCGCGUCUGUGGCAUCAGCAGCGCAGGAGGAAUCGAGCGGACCCCGGAAAAUCUGGACUUUAUGACAUGUUGCCGCACUUGCAACAAAACAUUCCCUUGGAUAAAUGGGAUCACACUGGCAUGGAUGGUAAUGUGGUGUUCAACUAUAACACGCUGCAGACAUCCAAGGACAUGACCAAAAAGGCCAAGCAUUUAGUGGACUCAACGAACACCUUAAACCGAACAUUUAUCAGUUUCAUCCGGACUGUGACAACAAACAAACAAACACCCGGUGUUCGACAUCUGUAUCUGAAAUCUUUUUUGACAGUAGUUAAAGGCUUGCGAAAAUCGCUUGCCGUACUUGAAGAUAGCCUUAAGGAGGAAUUCAGUGACUUGGAUGUAUUAAACUGUUGGGAAAAGUUUCUUAGUGAUGACUUUGACACACAACCUGUAACAGAUGCAGAGCUGGAUAUCUCUGAUGAAAGGUGUUUGAGUGCCUUGCAGAAAUUGGCAGCUGAACAUUUGGAAGAUGAUGAUUCCGACUCCAAGGGCUUCAUAGAUGGGCGAAGUACACGCGACUGCCCUGGAGAGGAUUUGGAUUCAGAUUCACAUGAAGCCAGACAGAGGACACAAAAGAUUGGGCUCAAGCCUUCUGAAACAGGGGUCAGCAUGACCAAAAAACUAGUUGUAAAACUUACCCCUGUACCUAUGGAGCAGGAGCCAUCCACUCAUGACCGGAAGAUGGAGGAAGACAUUCAGAUGAAGGAUAAAAAACCAGAGGGUAAAGAUGUAUCAGAAGAUAAAGAGACAGCUGACAGCAAAAUGAGCAAUGACAACUCUAGCGCAUCUCUACACCCAGAAGAGGAACAAGGCAAUAGACGGUCUCCUCGCGUGAAGACGACACCUUUGCGGCGACCAAGUGAUGUCAAGGCCAAAACAUCUCUCUCAGCGGCUGACAGUGACAGCGACUCUGACCCUGAGGAAACCCCCAGCACAGUACCAGCCAAAAAGACUGAAGAACAAAGUCUAAGCAGAGCAAGAGACGACUCUGACUCAGAUGAAGUCCCUGCAGCUCUGCUUGAGCGAGCAGCCAUGACUCAAAGCUCUGAUGAACCCCAGAGCGAUGAGGAUGGUGGGAAAGCGUCGACUAAGGUGGCCAAGAAAUGUCUCUUUUGGCUCACUAAGAACACCCCCAUCUCACCGGAGAAGAUGCGCCGCAAACGCAAAAUGCUGGACAGCUCUCCUGAGUCAAACUCUAGUGACAGGAGAGUCAAAGCUCGAAGGGGAAGUGGGACAGAUUCGUCGAGUGAUGAUCAAGGCUCGCAGAAAAAAAGACAACACUUGAAUACACUGAGGUCAAUAGGGAAGCCUCACCUCAUCAAAAGAGAGGAGGAGGGUGUGGCUAGAAAGCAGGGUAGGAUACAGGCUGGGAAGUCGAAGGCUAAAUCUCGUCAGGAAGCGAUAGAGUCGUCAUCCUCAUCGAGUGAAGAUGAACAUGAUGUCGACUCUGGGAGUGAUGGAAGUGAUCAGAAGAUGAAGCCAAUCACUGAAGAUGUGGCCUUACUGGGGGCAGCAGCAUUCCACCAGUCAUCAGGAGAUGAGGAACAAUCUGGGCCCUCGUGGGCAGCAGAAGAAGAUGAUGAUCCAGAAAAUAGAAUCGCUAAGAAAAUGCUAUUGGCCCAAAUCAAAGCCAACUACUCCUCGGGCGAUGAUAUCUCUUCGGAUGAGGAAACACAGGAGGGUGAAUCGGAGUCGGAGGGUGACAAGGGAGUCAAACAAGGCAAUGAGGAUAAUGGAGCAGAUGAAAAUGGGGAAGACUUGGCCUCAGAUUCAUCUGACACCACGUGUGAUGGGCCCACCUCAAGGCACCAUCUUCUUCGCCAUAAACUCACCUUAGAUGAGGGAACAUCAAGUGACAAGGCUACAGCAGAGAGUGAAGGAGGGAAACGGGAGAGCAAGAAAAGAGACCGCAAGAAACUCCUGAGCUCUGAUAGUGAAAACGAUGGUGAGAGUAUAGAGACGAACCUGGAGGACCUUGGACUGAGCGAGGAGCUGAGUCAAUCAGAGGAUGAGACAAAUGAAGAAAAGCUCAAAAGUUUAUACACUAAAGGGGAGGAAGCACGCUGUAGUUCUGAACAGAAGAAUCAAGUGGCCUGCAUUUGGUUGUCUGACUCCAGCAGUGAAAAGAGUGAUCAAGAGGAUGGAGAUGAGGAGAAUGACAUUAAAGGCACUCCCAAAGGACGCAAAAAAAUCCGCAAAAUCAUUGAAGACGUGGAUCUCCGUGCUGAGACGCAGGAGGCGCUGAGAGAGGAGGAGGAGAGAUGCCAGCGGCUGGCAAAUAGGGAUCAACAGAUGGAGGACAGGAGAGAGGUAAUUGUUAUAGAGGAUGUGACGUGUCCCAUCACCACCAAGCUGGUCCUGGAUCAGGAUGACGAGACCAAGGAGCCUCUUGUCCAGGUGCACAGGAACCUGGUGACAAGACUGAAGCCUCACCAGGUGGACGGUGUGCAGUUUAUUUGGGACAGUUGUUGUGAGUCUGUGAAGAAGGCCAACUCUUCUUCAGGAUCAGGCUGCAUACUGGCACACUGCAUGGGCCUGGGGAAGACUCUGCAGGUGGUGACGUUCCUCCACACGGUGCUGCUAUCAAAAAACCUGAAAUUCAGAACAGCCCUGGUCGUGUGUCCGCUUAAUACUAUCCUCAACUGGGUCCACGAGUUCAAAAAAUGGCAAGACAACAUGGGAGAAGAUAAAAUCAAGGUCACAGAACUGGCUACAGUAAAGCAACCUCUUGAACGAUUCAGAGCUCUGCAGAGGUGGCAGAGAGACGGAGGGGUCAUGAUAAUGGGAUAUGAGAUGUACCGCAUCCAGUCACAGGCCAAGAAAGUCAGCGAGGAGUGGAAGACAACGCUGAAGAGCAUACUGGUGGAUCCAGGUCCAGACUUUGUGGUCUGUGACGAGGGGCACAUCCUGCGCAACGACGCAUCCAACAUCUCCAAAGCUAUGAAUGCCAUCAAGACCCGACGGAGAGUGGUGCUUACUGGCACACCACUGCAAAACAACCUGGUUGAGUAUCACUGCAUGGUCAGUUUCAUCAAGAGGAAUCUUCUGGGCUCAUUGGGUGAAUUCCGAAACCGCUUCAUCAACCCCAUACAGAACGGUCAGUGUGCUGACUCCACGCCAAAAGACGUCCGAAUCAUGAAGAAGCGAGCACAUGUACUUCACUCGGUGCUGGCUGGAUGUGUGCAGAGAAGAGAUUACUCUGAGUUGACUCAGUUUCUACCUCCCAAACAUGAGUAUGUGGUGGCAGUGAGGGUCUCCCCACUUCAGUUUAAGUUAUACCGCUACUACCUUGACCAUGUCACUGGUGUGGGUCCCAUUACCAACAGAGCAAAGAUGAAGGUUGGAGCAAACUUGUUCAAGGACUUUCAGGUGCUCAGCCGAAUUUGGACUCAUCCCUGGUGCCUUCAGCUCAGCUACGUCAGCAGAGAAUCCAAGCAGGGACAUUUUGAAAAGAAGAAUCGAGUUAAAGAGGCAGCUCUGCUGAGAAAUGAAGAAGCCGCUGUAGCUGAGAGUGGACUGAGAAACAAUGAUGGAACAGAAGGGAACAACCGCAGCAACAGUACAGUGGUUGUCGCUGAUGGGCCUAAAGGUGCUCUGGCAGUGGAAGGAGAGAAAGCCACCAAUAGCUCAAGGUCUCAGAGUCCCAAUGAAGGCUGGUACAAGAGCUUCCUCUCUGAGGGUGAUGCCAAAAUCCUGGAGCACUCGGGGAAGAUGGUGCUCUUGUUUGAGAUACUCAAAAUGGCCGAAGACCUGGACGACAAAGUGCUUGUGUUCAGUCAGUCCUUGAUCUCGUUAGACCUAAUUGAGAAUUUCCUCGAGGCUUCUCACCACGCCAGAGACCCAUCAUCAUUCAAAGCUGGUAGCUGGAUUAAAAACGUUGAUUACUUUCGUCUCGAUGGCUCCACCAGCGCUAUGCUAAGGAAGAAAUGGGCAGAUCAGUUCAACAAUGCUACCAAUGCCCGUGGAAGAUUGUUUCUCAUCUCAACGAGAGCCGGCUCACUCGGCAUCAACCUCGUGGCUGCCAACAGGGUCAUCAUCUUUGACGCCUCGUGGAAUCCCUCAUAUGACAUACAAAGCAUAUACAGGGUGUACCGCUUCGGUCAGCUCAAACAGGUGUUUGUGUACCGCUUCUUGGCUCAGGGCACCAUGGAGGAGAAGAUCUACGACCGUCAGGUGACUAAGCAGUCUUUGUCCUAUCGAGUGGUGGAUCAGCAGCAGAUUGAGAGGCACUUCACUCUUUUUGAACUCACCGAACUUUACACGUUCGAGCCAGACCUGCUGAACGACCCGAACUCUAAGAAAAGCAAGAGAAACACCUCUGUUUUGCCGAAGGAUGUGGUCCUGGCACAGCUGUUACAGACCUGUAAAGACCAGAUAGUGUCAUACCACGAGCAUGAAUCUCUGCUGGACCAUAAACAAGAGGAGGAGCUCAGUGAAGCGGAACGCAAAGCUGCCUGGGACGAGUACGAGGCUGAGUCAAACACAGCCAACCCUUCAGUCAGUGUGAACCAGGACACCUUGGACACAAAGACCAAUGAACAGCUCUUGGACUUGCUCAACAAGUGCAGAGCAAAUGUAUCAUCGGCCUUCGUGUCGCUGCAGAAGAUGAGGUCUCACACUAUUGAGGACCACAUGUUACACAUGCGGCAACAGUUUCCUUACCUGCCUGAGGAGCAGAUCAGGACCAGGGCUGAGAUGUACAGACUGUAUGAAGAAAAGGAGAGGGAACGUAGACAGGCCCUUUACCGAGACGUUCUUGCACAGCAACAAUCACUCACGCUCAGCAUUCAGGCCAUACUCAACAAUCGAAGAAACCAAGCGACGACCACGACCACUGUGAACCAGCCUGGACAGGCUUGAACACGUAAAAGAAAGCGAUGCCUUUGUUCCCCCACACUUCAUAUGGACCUUAUUUCAUCUCUGCUGCACCAGUGGAUUGAAUGUAUGAUUUACCAAUAUGGUAAGAAAAGAGUUCACUGAGCGCCCAGAAUGUUUAAACAACAUAACAGCAGCACAUUAUCAGAUGUUAUAGAAGUAUUUCUUUUCUGUAGCAUUUCAAGUGUCACAUUAUAGCAACAUUCAGGUGCACUGGCAGUUUUUGUUUUGUAUCACUUGUAGCACUUUAACCUGCACAAGAUAUGUAGUUAAAUGGUAUCUGAUAAGAUCUUCUUCAGCUGCUGCUUCAUACCAAAAAUAAUAUUGUGUGGAUCAGGAUGUUUAUUUCGACACUGAAAGUCUACUAUACAUGCCUUACUAUUUACGCCUAAUAAUGUAUGUGUUCAUUUUGAAUUUUGUUUAACAUUUUAUAUGUUUGUUACCUGUUAUAAUUCUGUAAUAAAUUAACAAAGUAA